Messenger RNA from Cryphonectria parasitica EP155, 1542 nucleotides. RefSeq lists its product as uncharacterized. NCBI's taxonomy places the organism in Eukaryota, Fungi, Ascomycota, Sordariomycetes, Diaporthales, Cryphonectriaceae. The record is from RefSeq and is a predicted model, not a curated record. Gene Ontology annotation, biological process: regulation of DNA-templated transcription. Bases 1 to 1542 code for a protein of 513 amino acids. The transcript has a single exon. Gene Ontology annotation, molecular function: DNA-binding transcription factor activity, RNA polymerase II-specific; zinc ion binding.
AUGGGACCGCCUCUGAAUACCACAACCACAACGCCACGACGGCAGUCCUGUGAUCGUUGCCACGGGCAGAAGUUGCGGUGCAUACGGCCAUAUAAUCGCAAGAGCGGCACGUGUGAGCGGUGCCUCCGGAAGGGCGUUGUAUGCGUGUACAGCUCGAGCUUGCCUAAGGGGCGCCCCUCGCUGUACCGCCUCAGCGACGUGCCAUCGGCGCCAAAGUCCCCGAGUUCAUCCACCGCGCCGAGCUCUACCACUACCUCGACCCGUGCGGGCGCCACGUUGGAUGACACAUCCGAGAGUCCGAAUGCGACCUCCCCGUUCCCAGCUAUGCCUGCAUCACCCAUACAACCACCCCGAGACCAGCAGUUUGAGAGCACUCAAUUGGACCCACAGAUCCACGGCUUUGCUAAUUUCUGGCCCUCGUGGUGGCAUGACGACCAGAUCGGUGACAGCAUGCUAGGCAUCGUCCCGACGGCAAUACCACCAUUCAUCAUAGACCCUGCGCUUGAAACCCAGGCUGCUCUUUCAGUCGGACAGGACAAGGCUAGGACACCUGCAGGAACUGGAAGUGGGGCCGGUGGUGGGGCUCAUAUCGAUGAAGACGGCCGUUGCUUGGAGAACGAACAAGCAGAGACCCGCAGCGUGGCCAAAGGGAUCCACGAGAGCCGAAGCGGCGCCGCAUCUACCGUGAAUGACAACGGCUUUGAGCUUAGCGUCGUCCAUCUGUCCCGGCUCAGCACACGGCUCUCACAGUUGUUGAGCCCCUCACGGACGUUCCUGGCAGAAUUCCUGCACACGACCUGGGCCUGUGAGGACAAAGAUUCGGCAGCGCAGCUACAACUCGGCAUCGAAGCUGUCUUUAAGUCCGUUAAUGAUUGGCUUAUGCAGGGACCGGCGCCCUCGGGCCCUACUGCUGCGCCGCCGCACCAUCUGGACGAGGAGCCUCAGAGCCCUAUCGAUCUACUCCAGCAUAUGUUGUCGGCAUCCAGCCACUUGCUGAAUAUCGUACAGAACGUGCGUGAGAGCACUGUGAGGGCCAGCGAAGCAGCACCAAGCCCCUCGACCUCCACGACGGCCAAGGCGACCGCCACAUGCGGCUCGACAUACGAUCCUCACCAUGGAAGCCAUGCCUAUUUGGUUGCUCACCAGCUAGUUAUCGUCUGCGUGACUCUGCUCCUGAACAUGGACGUGACGAUUCUGCUCGCCCUCCAGCGCAGCGCUGACGCGCUCAAGUCUCAGCAACAAACAGCAUCGCUCACGGUUGCCGCACCCGCCAUCAUCAACCAGGGAAUGCAUAUGGGAGAAGUCCAGGGCGGCCGCACGAUGCAUAAAGCUGAGCGAGUUCAUCUCCAGCUGGUUACUGUAGUGCAGUUUUGCGCUCAUUUCAUCCGCCGCCAGAACCAGACUUUGGACAUGCUCGUAGCAAGCAGCCAGCUGUCCAAAUUGCAUGACCCGCGCGGUUCGUUAGAGGCUGUCCGUGAGCUGAAGAUUGAGGUGGAGCAGCAGUUGAAGCAAAUCCAGAACAGCCUUUGCACAAGUAGUUAA